Messenger RNA from Procambarus clarkii (red swamp crayfish), 2264 nucleotides. The record is from RefSeq and is a predicted model, not a curated record. Lineage: Eukaryota; Metazoa; Arthropoda; Malacostraca; Decapoda; Cambaridae.
CAAAGAUAGAGAACUAGUGUAACUCACGCCUGCCGGCCCAAACAACCCUCAUUGUUUGUCUCUGCAACACUCCUCUCUCACCUAGUCUCCAAGGGUUCUCAGAUCAUCCCUCCCAAACAACUUUAAGCAUGUGGGUGGCUGUGUUGGCGACGGUGGUGGCUGUGGUGUUCGCUCUUCGACUCUUCUACAGGCGGACCUCCGGUCGAUGCCACUCCCAGAGGAAGCUGGUGGGCAAGACGGUCAUCAUAACAGGAGCCUCCGCAGGUAUCGGAAAGUAUACCGCAAUGGACCUUGUGAGGCGAGGAGCACGAGUCAUCCUUGCUUGCAGGAACCUGCAGAAGGCAUGCAAGGUUGCAGCUGAGAUCAGCAAAGCAGCAGGCAGCGGCGCCGGCGACCUGAUAGUGAGACAGCUGGACACCUCAGACCUCGCCUCCGUCAGGAAGUUCGCUGAGGAGAUCCUCCAGACGGAGAAGGCUCUCCACAUUCUGAUCAAUAACGCUGGCAUCUACGGAUCGGAGAAGAGACAGAUGACUAGAGAGGGCUUGGAGGUCACGAUGGCUACCAAUCACUAUGGUCACUUUCUUCUCACUAACCUCCUUCUUGAACUACUGAAGAAGAGUUGUCCUAGUCGCGUUAUCAACGUGUCGUCAGCCGGUCAUUUCAUGGCUAGCACACUCAACCCUGACGCACUCAACUUCGAGGACGACUCCUACACUAGCAUGAGGGCCUAUUGCAGGAGCAAGCUUUGCAACAUCCUUUUCACUCGGGAGUUGGCUGAUAGGCUCAAAGGCACGGGAGUGACCGCUAACAGCCUCCACCCAGGGGUCGUUCACACGGAGCUCCUCUCAUCUCACCCAAACAGCAUCAUGACCUGGCUCCUGAAACUCACUAACAGCAUCAUCUGCAAGGAUGAGGAACUCGGGGCGCAAACUACCAUUCACCUGGCUGUGUCAGACGAGGUAGAGGGGAUCACUGGUCGCUACUUCGUCGACUGCAAGGAGGCGAAGCCGUCAUCUCUGGCCCAACAGAAGCGAUUGGCCCAACUGUUGUGGAAGGCUAGUGAGGUUGAUGUCGAACGAAAACCCAGCGAGAUUCCAUACUAGCGAGACUCUGAUGCUACUAGUAACGAGGGGGGGGGGGUCAUCUACCAGCAACGGGUGGUCAGUUAUCUACCAGCAACGGGUGGCCAGUCAUCUACCAGCAACGAGUGGCCAGUCAUCUACUAACAACGGGUGGUCAGUCAUCUACCAGCAACAAGUGGCCAGUCAUCUACCAGCAACGGGUGACCAGUCAUCGACUUGUGGUGGCCAGUCAUCUACCAGCAACGGGUGGCCAGUCAUCUACUAGCAACAAGUGGCCAGUCAUCUACCAGCAACAAGUGGCCAGUCAUCUAUCAGCAACGGAUGGCCAGUCAUCUACUAGCAAUGGGUGAUCAUCUACUAACUUAAGCAUACUAGCGCGAUUGGGCCGUUACUAGCCCCGUGAACUGACUGUAUUUAAUAAAUAAUUUUUGUUGCUGUACUAGACGCUAGUAUCUCGAGUGAUCUAUAGGUAGACUAAUUGCUAGUUAAACCCUCAACUAUUACCUAGACUCAAUAACUAAGCAGACUGAUCAAUUACUUACCUGACUGAUCAACUACUAGCCAAACUAAUCAACUUUUAGCUAGCAUGAUCAAUUACUAGGAGGCUCAAGAUCGAAAGACUGAUACUAGCUGGGUAGAUAUAUUAAUCACUAACUAGACAGACCGAUCAAUUACUAGGAGGCGAGACCCGCUACAAAAUCUAGCUACUAGCCCGGCAGAUAUUGACUUAUAGACUUAUAAACUUGACUUAAACUUAUAUAUAUUGACUAGACUCAGAAACUAGCCCGACUUGCUAGUUGGGAGCUCGGGCUGUAGAACAACAAAUAGCUGUGAAGAUAAGAUAUCAGUGAAUAAAACAAAGGAAUAUUUUUCAUUAAUUUGUAUUAUUCAUAGAUUUGAAUUCUUCCAAUGCAAAGUUAAGAUUGAAUGGAUAGUGAAAGAAGGAGACAGAUAAAACAGUGAUAGAAAAACAUAGAACCAAAAUAGAUAGAUAAAAAUAGAUAGUAAGGGAGAAAUAUGCCACAGAGAUAGAUAAAAGUAAUAUAGAACGAAGCAAAAUAAAAAAAAUCAUUGAAAUACAAUACAUGAAAUUGUUAAUAUUGUAUUCCCAUUUUAACAAAUCCCGGCCGCUGUAUUUAGUGUAUACAUGUUACUGGAUGUUAAUUAACAUUAUUGAAGUUU